UGUUCUUUCGGUGGGGAUGUGCAGUCCGGAGGGUCAUUCCUGCCCGGUCCCUUUCCAACCCGUUUCCGGUUGUUUACCGUUCACCCGGGUGACGGUUUCUUUUAAAAAAAACUUUUGCUUUUGAGAAGAAAUGAAGCGGAACAAACGCGGCCGCUUCGUGUCCGUGUCGAUGGCGCAGAAAAUGAAAAGGCUGUCUGAGGUUCAGCGGCAGCGGUGGAUACGCCCCGAGCGGCCGGGGCCUCAGUCCGAGUCCGGAGUUCCGCCGCGGGGAGAUGAGGCCCCGGGGCCUGAGGCCGCUGUGGAGUCAGGUCACUGCCCCCGGGCUGGGCCUGCUUUGAAUGACCGUCUCUCGUCGCCCUUUAAAAAGCUGCAACUCUUUGGUCUGGGAUUAGCCAAAGCUUGUCCUCACCUUGACUCAGUUAACACCCGCUCAGUGACUACACCUCUUGUUGCGACCACGAGCUACUGCCGUCUCUGUCAUGGAAGGUUUUCCUCCAGGAGUCUACGUAACGUUUUUGCAAAAGUUCCUUUGCUUGAGGCGAAUCCAGAGAGGCAGCGCAGAGCACAACAGACUUUCUGUACUGAUUUUCAGAAACUAGUUGGUGUUGUGGUAAGGCAGGAUCCGUCUUUGCCACAGUAUGUCUGCAGGAAGUGUCAUGCUCAGUUUUACAAAUGUCAGAGUAUCUUGAGAAACUACAUUCAAAGAGUGAAUACUUCACCAGUAGCUUCUGUACAACGUGGACAAGAGUCUAGCAGAUGUGCUGCAACAACAAAGUUAUCAUCAGUGCAAUCACUUUCGCGAUCACCAUUAGACAGUUCUAUCUCUGAUUAUUUUAAAUGGAUGCUAAAUGAUGGUGUAGUAAAUGCAACCCCACAAUGUUUGCAAGUUUUGGUCACUUGGGCUCACCGACAUGGCAGCAGCUGUGGGUCCCUACCAAAUGUACAGAGUGUCUUAUCUGCUGAGUAUCAUGGAGUAGUUGGAGCUGUAUGGGGGUGUCCAGAAGGACACAGUUACAUCUUGGAUGUGCAUUCAAAUCAGAAGGUUGCACUGAAUGAGAUGCCAUGCCCACACAUCAAGACUAAUGAUUCAAUGAAAGAGAAAAUUGUAGGAAACGUAUUACCUAUCCCACCUCAAAAUGGAACAGGUGCUGAAAAUGGUGAGAGUGGUCCAAUCUGUAAACUUCAACCAGUUCCAGUAUCACUGUGGUCAUCUGACUCUCAGCCUUGUACAUACAGUGGAGUAACUUCACAGCCAGUAGAUGUGGACAAUUCAGAAUACCUGCUGAGCAAAGAUAUGUUUUUGCACAUAGAUCCUGAGAGUACUGAGUGCUGUUGGGAAAAGGCUCAGUUACAGGAUGCUAUGCAAGUAUUAAAUUCAAAAGUAGAUCAAAUUGACUGCAACAAAGCUUCGUGUUCUAUAAAGGAUGAUGUUGCAGAUGGAUUAGAAUCUAGUGACCUCUCUGACAGGUACUUGUCAAGUGAAGAUGAUGGGGAAGAAAAAGUUAAGAAUGGGUCUUCAGAUGAGUCUUUCCAGCCAUAUUGGGAGAAGAAUAAAUUACCAGCUACGAAAUGUGAUAGUAAAGAAGUGAAGAAAACUCCAGGACAAAGGCGUAUGCGAAAAUCAAAGUCAAACUGUGAAAGAGAAGAUUUUCCCACCAUGCACCGAUGUCAGUACAAGGGCUGCUGUGCAGUAUAUAGAGGAGCUGAUGGAUUGAAGGUAAAAUUAUGCUCAGGACAUUAUCCUCAAGACUAAUUGGUCAACCACAAAAUUUAAAACUUUAGGCUUUUUGAGUAUCAGCUUAGCUCAACUACCUCUUGACUUUAGGACUAUGAUUUUGCACCCUACGCUAUGUUUAAUUAAAAACACUAAUUUUUUUUAGUUGUAAAAGUUCACACUGACAAAAAUAGCAUAAUUCUGCUUAUCUUUUGAGAAAUCAACAUUAGUAGUAUGUAAAGUUCUGCACCCUCAGUUACAAUAUCAAGUCUCAGAGUAAUGGUGCUCUGUGUUUGGGUACUAUACAUACUAAAUAUAAGGUGUACAGAUAUUAAGGAGAGUUCAUCGUGCCAUUUUGCUGCUAGCUGAUGUUCAUGUAUUCUGAUGGCUAGUUUCCUUUCUGUCUGUCCGAUCAUCAGCUAGCAGCAGAACGGCUCCUUAAUAUCUGUACAUUCAGACAAUGAAGGCCAUCAGUUUAACUGGGACAAAGUAACCAUAGUAGCCCAAGCCAAACAUAGACACACA
Molecule: messenger RNA, 2239 nt
Organism: Rhincodon typus (whale shark)
Lineage: Eukaryota; Metazoa; Chordata; Chondrichthyes; Orectolobiformes; Rhincodontidae
Product: zinc finger protein 276
Exons: 8
Coding region: 131-1753 (540 amino acids)
Cellular component (GO): nucleus
Molecular function (GO): zinc ion binding
Source: RefSeq, a predicted model, not a curated record